Messenger RNA from Blepharisma stoltei, 341 nucleotides. The record is from the annotation of a GenBank genome assembly. NCBI's taxonomy places the organism in Eukaryota, Ciliophora, Heterotrichea, Heterotrichida, Blepharismidae.
AUGUUUAGUGGUGUCUGAGCUGAAUUGGUCGUAAUAGCAAGCUGCUGUCAUGCAGCUUUCGCUGCAUGAGCCAUAGUUGGUAUGGUUACAGCCUGAGGCACAUUGGCAAUCGUAUCCAUCAUUAUCACAAUUUGAUACUCACUCCUCUUUGGGAAAUAAAAAUAAUUUUAAUUUAGCAAGCUAUCUACCAUAAUUAUUUAAAAAAACAUUUUUUUCCCAAAAAUUUGGAUUUCACUAUAUUUCUUUCAGUGAAGUUAGCAUGCAUCUUGGCAAGUUCCAUCAUUUAUAUACUCAUUAAAACACCCACUGUUGCAAUCUCCACAAAGAUAGUUAUCAUAUAA